AUAAAUAUAUAUAGAUGUAAGAAAAGAAAAAUACAACAAAAGCGGUAGUACUAGGGUAUACAGUUGAUGCCGUUUUUCUAUUCGCAUCAUUACAUUCUUGUUCUUUACUUGAUUGUAGUCGUGCACAGUGUGGCAGUUUUUAUUCUCAAACUCGAGCUCUAGGUAUCCAAUAUCAUUGUCUAUAUAACGAUUGAUCGUAUUUUUAUAUAGUUUGCUAUUAACUUUUAAAUCUACUCAGUAAUUGUCUCAUCGCACGACAUUAUAACGUGUUAGUAAAGUACAAAAUUAUAUUAGAAGUAUCUAGUACUUACAGUAUACACUUAUACAUAUAUAUAUAUAUAUUAUCUACUCAUGUAAAAAUGUAUUUUCACGAGCGUCAGUGCAUCAUUAUUUGUCAAGACUGCCAAAACCAAGUUUGCUGAUGCCAUGUCCGAUUUAAAUACAAAUAAUAAUAAUAAUAAUAACAUUAAUAAUAAUAAUCAGGACGCUAUUAGUCCAACUUUAUCCAACAAUCUCCGAAGAUUUCGCUUUCAAAAGAAACCUCUUGAUAAAUUAAAAAUGUCUGACGAAGAUAGCAAUCUAGCGAGUCCAGACAUUCAAGUUCGUCGGAAAGCGGUAAAUCGCAUUGAAGAUAGUGACAGUGAUGCCGGUCCACCUGCCAAAUCUUAUGAUAAUAAAAAGUCGGAUUCUGACAGUAAGGAUAAUGAUGAAACUAGUGACAAAGAUGAAAAGUUAGCGUACCUGAUUAAUUUACAUCCAGAUCGUGACACUGAUAUUAUUCAAGAAGUAUUAAGUAGCGUUAAUUGGGAUUUAGAUAAAGCUAAAGCUAAAUUAAGUGCUAACAGAAAAAGAAAAAAUAAUUCAUCAAAAUCAAAUAAAAAAAAACGUCGAAAACGUCGUGAUAUGGAUGAGGAAGAUGGUGACGUUGAUUCUGAUGAAAAAACUUACAAAAGCAAAGUAUUUGAUAGUGAUGAUGAUUCAGAUGUUGAAAUUUCGAAUGAAUUAACUGGUGACAAAAAAGCAGUAUUAGAUUUUAUGCAGACCGCGUUGUUGUCUGAGCUACUAAUGAUGCAUCAGUGCUCGCAGAAAAAAGCCGAAGCAAUAAUGGCAGCUCGGCCAUUUGAUGACUGGCGGGACCUGGUGGAUAAGUUCCAGCACAACAAAUACCUUGACACGGAGUUACUUAAUUCAGCUCAGGUACUACUGGCGACUCGUAACGUAGUCGAGGCACUUAUGAAAAAGUGUCUGCGACUGUCGGUAAAUAUGGAGAAAGCUGUCGCAGCUGGUGCUUCAAUGGUUAAAGAGCAGCCAAAGAGUUUGAAUCCAGAGUUCAAGUUGACGGCUUAUCAAAUGGUCGGUCUUAAUUGGCUCGCUGUACUCCACUCGCAAAAUGUUAAUGGUAUUCUUGCUGAUGAAAUGGGCCUUGGAAAGACUAUUCAAGUUAUUGCUUUCUUAACGUACUUAAAGGAGGCUAAUUUGGUUGGAGAAAAUGAUGGUCCACAUCUCAUUAUUGUCCCUAGCUCGACAAUGAAUAAUUGGAUCAACGAAUUCGAACGUUGGUCACCGGGCCUAAAUGUCGUACAGUAUUAUGGCAACCCAGAUGAACGUAAAGACAUACGAAUGGGCUGGCGUCAAGGUGAACUGGAUGACGUUGACGUCAUCAUAACGACUUACAAUCUUACAAGCAGCUCACCAGAAGAACGUCGUCUGUUUCGUGUACUACCAAUCACUUAUGUGGUAAUUGAUGAAGCACAUAUGCUUAAAAAUAUGAGUACUAUUAGGUAUGAAAAUCUCGUAAGAAUAAAUGCCAAGCAUCGGAUUCUAUUAACCGGAACUCCACUGCAAAAUAAUCUUCUGGAACUCAUGUCACUGUUGGUAUUCGUAAUGCCCUCGUUGUUCGCUGGCAAACAAAAUGAUUUAAAGAGUUUGUUUUCGAAGAAUCCAAAGAUCGCAGCGUCUGGUAAAGAUCAGCCGUUCUUUGAACGCGAGCAGGUAAAAAAUGCCAAGCAGAUUAUGCGACCGUUCGUACUAAGACGUUUAAAGUCCCAGGUACUGAAGGACUUGCCAAUAAAGACUGAAGAAGUUAUCAAGUGCAGCUUGACUAAGAAACAAAGUGAGAUGUACAAAGAUUUGAUGAGUGAGUUUUCAGAAGAAGCUGGCAGUGGUGUCCCAUUCAAUGGCCCGGGUAUGAUGAUGCAGCUCAGGAAGCUUGCAAAUCAUCCGCUCUUACUUAGAAAUUACUACGACGAGAGUAAAUUACGGCCUAUGGCUAAAAAACUCGCCAAAGAUCCGACUUACAAGGAAACAAAUCCUGAUCAUGUUUUCGAUGAUCUCUUUUGGAUGUCGGACUAUGCCAUCAAUCAGUUGUCGCGGUUCCACAGGUGCCUUGCUGGACAUGGAUUACCUCAGGAAAUGGUUCUCCAGUCAGCAAAGCUGGAGAAACUCGACGAAUUGCUGCCGCAAAUGAAAAAAGAUGGCCACAGGGUUUUAAUUUUUAGUCAAUUUACAAUGUUAUUGGAUAUUCUCGAAGAAUAUUUAACAAUACGCUGCCACAAAUUUUUAAGACUGGAUGGUCAAACGCCAGUUCCUGACAGACAGGCUUUGAUCGACGAGUAUACUGAAGACCCAUCAAUAUUUAUAUUUCUUUUGUCCACAAGAGCUGGCGGAUUAGGUAUUAAUCUAACUGCUGCUGAUACUGUUAUUAUUCAUGAUAUUGAUUUCAAUCCUUAUAAUGACAAACAAGCUGAAGAUCGAUCUCACCGCAUGGGACAAAAGAAGGAUGUUCGUAUAAUAAGAUUUUUAGCAGAAAAAACAAUUGAAGAAGGAAUGUAUGAAAUUGCUCAAGAGAAAUUACAUUUAGAAGCACAAAUAACUGAAAACGAAGAAAACGAAAAUACCGAUAGGAAAAGUGUACUGAAACUACUCAAGAUGACAUUAGGCCAAGAUAUUCACAAUAAAUCGCUGUCACUGAGUCCCACCAAGGCGUCAAAUAAAUCCUGGGAAGAAAUAAAAGUUGAAGAAUUUUAAAUAUUUUUUUACACAACUGCGGUGUCAUCAGCAUCAACUUUUUUUGUAGCACAAUUGAGAUGACGAUUUUAAUCUUUUUUUAACUACCAGUGAAAUGUUUUUAUUAUAAAACCACUCAUGUUUGAUAUUAUUAUUAUUAAUAUUUAAUUUAAUCAAUUAUAUCAUCACUCAUAUUUAACAAAACCUAAUUGUGUAACUAAAUUAAUUAUUUUGUCAUAAUCCACCGCCAGACCACAUUCCACUAUUUAUUUAUUAUU
Molecule: messenger RNA, 3284 nt
Organism: Microplitis mediator
Lineage: Eukaryota; Metazoa; Arthropoda; Insecta; Hymenoptera; Braconidae
Gene: Etl1
Product: SWI/SNF-related matrix-associated actin-dependent regulator of chromatin subfamily A containing DEAD/H box 1 homolog
Exons: 8
Coding region: 427-3027 (866 amino acids)
Cellular component (GO): nucleus
Molecular function (GO): ATP binding; DNA binding; chromatin binding
Source: RefSeq, a predicted model, not a curated record